AGAAGCGCAUCCCUGGGCUCAACUUACCUGCCCCCCUGCUCCUUCAGGGAUGGAGGCAAUGGCAACUGGCACUUCCUUGCCUGACCCUGGCGACUUUGACCGGAAUGUGCCCCGAAUCUGUGGGGUGUGCGGAGACCGAGCCACAGGCUUUCACUUCAACGCUAUGACCUGUGAAGGCUGCAAAGGCUUCUUCAGGCGAAGCAUGAAGCGGAAGGCGCUGUUCACCUGUCCCUUUAACGGGGACUGUCGCAUCACCAAGGACAACCGCCGCCACUGCCAGGCCUGCCGGCUCAAGCGCUGUGUGGACAUCGGCAUGAUGAAGGAGUUCAUCCUGACGGAUGAGGAGGUGCAGCGGAAGCGGGAGAUGAUCCUGAAGCGGAAGGAGGAGGAAGCCUUGAGGGACAGCCUGCGGCCCAAGCUGUCCGAGGAGCAGCAACGCAUCAUUGCCAUCCUGCUGGAUGCCCACCACAAGACCUACGACCCCACCUAUGCCGACUUCACCCAGUUCCGGCCUCCAGCUCGUGCGGAUGGGUGUGGAGGGAGCCAUUCCUCGAGGCCCUCCUCCCUCCACACACCCAGCCUCUCUGGGGACUCCUCUUCCUCCUGCUCAGAUAACUACGCAGCCUCUCUAGAUGUGAUAGAGCCAACCAGCUUCUCCAAUCUGGAUCUGAGGGAAGAAGACUCAGAUGACUCUUCUCUGACCCUGGACCUAUCCCAGCUCUCCAUGCUGCCCCACCUGGCUGACCUGGUCAGUUACAGCAUCCAAAAGGUCGUCGGCUUUGCCAAGAUGAUUCCAGGGUUCAGAGACCUCACUUCUGAUGACCAGAUUGUGCUGCUGAAGUCAAGUGCCAUCGAGGUCAUCAUGUUGCGCUCCAACCAGUCCUUCAUCAUGGACGACAUGUCCUGGACCUGUGGCAGCGAGGACUACAAGUACCGCAUCAGUGAUGUGGCCAAAGCUGGACACAGCCUGGAGCUGAUUGAGCCCCUGAUCAAGUUCCAGGUGGGGCUGAAGAAGCUGAACUUGCAUGAGGAGGAGCAUGUCCUGCUCAUGGCCAUCUGCAUUGUCUCCCCAGACCGUCCCGGGGUGCAGGAUGCUGCCCUGGUUGAGGCCAUCCAGGACCGCCUGUCCAACACACUACAGACCUACAUCCGCUGCCGCCACCCACCCCCGGGCAGCCACCUGCUCUACGCCAAGAUGAUCCAGAAGCUAGCCGACCUGCGUAGCCUCAAUGAGGAGCACUCCAAGCAGUAUCGCUGCCUUUCCUUCCAGCCCGAGUGCAGCAUGAAGCUCACACCCCUCGUGCUGGAGGUGUUUGGCAAUGAGAUUUCCUGA
Molecule: messenger RNA, 1333 nt
Organism: Odobenus rosmarus divergens (Pacific walrus)
Lineage: Eukaryota; Metazoa; Chordata; Mammalia; Carnivora; Odobenidae
Gene: VDR
Product: vitamin D (1,25- dihydroxyvitamin D3) receptor
Exons: 9
Coding region: 50-1333 (427 amino acids)
Biological process (GO): multicellular organism development; negative regulation of transcription by RNA polymerase II; cell differentiation
Cellular component (GO): nucleus
Molecular function (GO): nuclear receptor activity; zinc ion binding; vitamin D response element binding
Source: RefSeq, a predicted model, not a curated record